Hypanus sabinus (Atlantic stingray) is the source of this 780-nucleotide messenger RNA. It is a transcript of the gene cldn34a, whose product is annotated as claudin 34a. NCBI's taxonomy places the organism in Eukaryota, Metazoa, Chordata, Chondrichthyes, Myliobatiformes, Dasyatidae. The record is from RefSeq and is a predicted model, not a curated record. Gene Ontology annotation, cellular component: bicellular tight junction; plasma membrane. The transcript has a single exon. Gene Ontology annotation, biological process: cell adhesion; bicellular tight junction assembly. The coding region runs from base 1 to 780 and encodes 259 amino acids. Gene Ontology annotation, molecular function: structural molecule activity.
AUGGGUCAGCAGCCAAGCGGCGCCCCCUGGCAGCUGGUGGGGUUUGUGCUGGGCACGGUGGGUUGGAUUGGAGCCGUUGUAGCCAUGGGCCUGGUCCAGUGGAGGACGUGGCACGUGAGCCCAGCAGAAAUCGACUCUGGCAUUGCCUGGGUCGGCAUCUGGAGAGCCUGUUUUUACAGCAACCAGCUAGUGUCCCCACUACUCCGGCGCAUGUCCUGCCAGGCGAUGGGCAUCACUGAGGACUUUGUACCGUGGGAGAUCGCUGCUGCACAGGUGCUGAUGGUGGCAGCUGUGUUGGUGGGCGCUGCUGGCAAGGUGACCACGGCUUCUGGGCUGAAAGGUGUUUACGUUGGCGGAGGGCAGGCAGGACUGGCUCUGCGUGCCGGAGGGGCCCUUCACCUGCUGGCCAGCGUCUGCGUCGCGAUCCCUGCCGGCUGGAAUCUGAGCUCCGUGGCCAGCAACCACAGCAUCGCCUUCACGCCCCGCUUUCGCCUGCCCCUGUCGCCACGGACGCAAGAGGCAGGGGCCGCCAUCUACGUAGCCCUCUUUGCAUCUGGCCUGCUGCUGCUCUCAGCUGUGCUGCUGCUCGGUUACAGGAACCCUGCGCUGCACGCCUGCUCCAAGGUCCACCCCCUCCCCCUGGACUGGUCUGACGGCACCAGCCUGAUCUCCAGGGCCAGCAUUCUAACCAGGAGCAGCCUGUGCACGGACAGCUUCUCAGGAAAUUCCCUGUCCAGCUGUGGAGUUGACAACCAGGCAUUCCAGUCUGAGGAUUACUGA